AUGUCUCUUCCUGAGAAGACCCAACCACAAUCCCAAGACUCCUUUCUGAACAUCGCAUCCAGUCUCCAGAAUCUUUCCCAAUUGAUGAAUAUGCCCGCAAAGAAGGCUCUAGAGGACCGCAGCGUCAACAUUCCUUCCGCCGCUCAAAAGCGCGACGGGUGUAAGUCCACAGCAAGUAAGAAACGCAAGAGCGACAGCAACGAGAACGAAAUUGACUUAGAUGAUGGGACGGCCGACUCCACAGUCCCAAAACCGAACAAGAAGGCAAAGAAAGAUGAAUCGGCCACCAGGAAAGGAAACGCGCAGCAAAAAGGUGCCGGCUCCAAAUCCAAACAAGGCGCGGCAGGAGACAACGACGUCUCCUCAAUCCACCUUGAUGGUGAUGAAAGAGACUCGGUCCCUGUGUAUGAUACCUGCGACGACAUCCGCACCAAAAUCAAUCGUUUCCUACGAGAAACGCCGGGGGCUAGCAACGCAGGCUUCACUCGCACCAUCAAUGCGGCUCUUCCGCAAUCAACAGGGGUGAAAGCAACGGCAGCACAACUAGGCAGGUUUUUAAAGAAGCACGGUCCUACGGACGGCGCUGAAAGCCCGGUCUUUUACGCGAGCUAUGUCUUCUUUGAGAAGCUUCGCAUCAAGUGGGAGAAGCCAAAGUCGAAAAAGAGAGAGGAGAUGGAGAGUGUCUGGGGACCCCAAGGUAUGGGCCUGCAUGAUCUUGGCAACCGGUCUUUCAUUUGCCAUCAGAGCGAAAGGCCGUAUGUGACUAAAUUUGGGGAGCUGAAGUUCGCGCGAAGAUAA
This is a messenger RNA of Cladophialophora bantiana CBS 173.52, 798 nucleotides long. RefSeq lists its product as uncharacterized. The transcript is spliced from 2 exons. The record is from RefSeq and is a predicted model, not a curated record. Bases 1 to 798 code for a protein of 265 amino acids. NCBI's taxonomy places the organism in Eukaryota, Fungi, Ascomycota, Eurotiomycetes, Chaetothyriales, Herpotrichiellaceae.